Melanotaenia boesemani (Boeseman's rainbowfish) is the source of this 1062-nucleotide messenger RNA. RefSeq names its product sperm flagellar 1 (gene spef1). The coding region runs from base 81 to 821 and encodes 246 amino acids. The transcript is spliced from 7 exons. Lineage: Eukaryota; Metazoa; Chordata; Actinopteri; Atheriniformes; Melanotaeniidae. Gene Ontology annotation, biological process: regulation of cytoskeleton organization. Gene Ontology annotation, cellular component: axoneme. The record is from RefSeq and is a predicted model, not a curated record. Gene Ontology annotation, molecular function: microtubule binding.
ACUAGUGGUCGAAGGAAGCUAAAAAGCUAACAGCUUGAAUCAUUAUAAACUGUUCAGAGAUAGAUGUACCUUAAAGAAUAAUGGAUCGAGAACUUAACGAUGAGGAAUUGCAAGAUUUGUUCGCAUGGAUAGACAAAAUACCUCUGUCUAGACCCAAAAGAAACAUUACAAGAGACUUCAGCGAUGGAGUGAUGGCUGCUGAGGUUGUUAAGCGUUUCUUUCCAAAGCUUGUUGACCUGCACAACUAUGUUCCUGCAAACUCUACACAGCAGAAACUCAGCAACUGGAACCUCCUCAACAGGAAGGUGUUUUCCAAACUGGAUUUUCACGUGCCCGAGGAGACAGGGAGGAGGAUUGUAUUGAGUACUGCUGGAGCAAUAGAGCCUGUGCUAAGUGCCCUAAGGGAGAAGAUAGACAAGAAGUUGGAGCACACCACAAAUAAUAUACUAGUGGGUACUUGGGCAAAUAUAUCAGAGAAUUUGGACUACUAUGACACCAGGAACCAGGGGAAACCUCAUGCCGAACUUCAUCAGACUAAAGCAAGACUUCCUGCUGAGCUGUCAGAAAUGAAAAAAGAUGAGAAGAGCGUGCAAAAAAACGUGAAACUGCAGCACGCUGUAAAGUUAUAUUCAGACAUGGACCCUACUUUCCGGCUAAUCCUGCAGGAAAAAGAGCAGGCAGUCAUGGCUUUGCAGGAGACUGUGGAGAUCCUGCAGAUGAAAGUGAACAAGUUGGAGCAUUUGGUACACUUGAAGGAUAUACGUAUCGAAGAUCUGACACGGCACUUGGAGAUGUACAAAGUAAAAGACAACUCACAAUGAUACAAAUUUUUAGGCUACAUUAACAAUAUGUAACCCACAUUCCUGUACCUUAGUUUGUUUUUAUGACAAACAAAAAAAGUAUUUAGUCAUUCUGUCUUGUUAAUCUCACUUAUGUACAAGUGUGUGGACUGAUACCAUGUGUCAGAUGUCAAAAUAUGUAAAGUAUUUGUUUCCAGAGGUAUUUACUUGUCUAAUUUGUAAUAUUUCUAUUUUAAUCAAUAAAGAAAUAACUAUCACCAUC